This is a messenger RNA of Sander lucioperca (pikeperch), 690 nucleotides long. It is a transcript of the gene pdrg1, whose product is annotated as p53 and DNA-damage regulated 1. Gene Ontology annotation, biological process: protein folding. Gene Ontology annotation, cellular component: prefoldin complex. The coding region runs from base 64 to 462 and encodes 132 amino acids. The transcript is spliced from 5 exons. The record is from RefSeq and is a predicted model, not a curated record. Lineage: Eukaryota; Metazoa; Chordata; Actinopteri; Perciformes; Percidae.
UGUUUCAGACCGGGCGUAUUUUUAUAGCACACACACACACACACACACACACACACAGCUACCAUGGACGCUGUAUCCCAGCGUGUUUUGGAGAAUUUGACAGAAGUUGAGGAGGCAGCCGAGGAUGUUCUGACCACUAAACAACAGAUAGUUGACCUGGACACUAGGAGGAACAGGAACAGAGAGGCGUUGAACGCACUGAAAAAUGAAAUAUCAGAUUCAGAGAAAGUGAAGGUUUGCUUCGGAAACAUGUUCAUCAAAUUUCCCAAAUCAAAGACAAAGGAGAUGAUUCAGAAAGACCAAGAGCAGCUGGACCAGGAGAUAAACGAACUUCGCAAAGGACUGAAAGCUAAAGUCAACCGUCUAAAUGAGAUGCAAGGGAAACCUGAGCUGAGAGGCUACAAUCUUUCUCCUCUGUCUACUGAUGAAAUCAAAGCUAUUAACGGCCUUUUAAAGAGAUAACCUCAGAUCUGAGGACAUGAGGACAGAGCCUGAUGCCACUGUGACGUGCUAACCUCUGGAUGAUCUGAAGGCGCUACAGUAGCUUCCUGAAUCAUUGACAUCUUCAUCACCGGCCUUUAGGACAUUUUAGAAAUUGUAUCCUAGGUCUCUCAGUUAAAGGGUAACUACUGUUUUUUUUUUCAACCUGGACCCUAUUAUCCUAUAGUUUUGUGUCUAAGUGACUGUUGG